AGUCAACUAGAAAAACUGAAAGUGUUAACAACGUUAUUUAUUGCGGUGAAAAAGAUAUCGAAUUUUAAUUAAAUAAUUUAAAACGAGAGCGGAAAAACAUGAUGUUUUCAAGUGAAAAAUAUGCAAAAUAUAUUUGUUUAAUUGUUAUAGUUCUAAUGCAGUUAGUGCUACCAGCUGCUGGACUUCAAUGUAUACAGUGUGGAGGUGAUGUAAAAUGUAGUACAACUCUAGGAGAAACGGCUAAAGAUUGUCCUGCAGAUGAAAAGACAUAUACAAAAUGCUUUACACAAAUUGACACCAAUGGCAACAUUGUAAGAGGUUGCAAAACAGACGAUGAAGCAAAAACAUGCACAUCCGAUAAUAAUUGCAUUCUGACUGAUGAUGGAAAAAACAAUCAACUUAUUUGCAAAAAAUGUGAUGCUACCGAUGAAAAGUGUUCUCAAACCGAUAUGAAUGUUAACGAUCUGAAAUACAAUCAAAUCUGUGGUGAGGGCGUUAAGAAAUGUAUCAAGAAAAUCGAUAACAAACUUGUCGUUAGAGGUUGUGCCACUGAGAGUGAUAGUAGUCAAUGCACCGAUCCUAAAAUCUGUGAAACAUGUGACAGUGUGAUGUGUAACACUGGAAUAUUCCCCAAAGAACGCAUACGUUGCCAUCAAUGUACUGGCAGUAGCUGUGUAGAUGUUGCAGCAAAUAAUUUAGCUGCCAAACCAUGUGCAAAUUACGAAGAAAAGGAUCAAUGUUAUACCAAGGCCAAGAGUGACACUGACAUGACACGUGGUUGCAAGUCCGAUACUAAGGAUAAUCAAUGUACUGACACUGCUGAAGGUUGUGCCUUUUGCUCCAGCGAUAAUUGCAAUAAUUUAAAGUAUAAAUAUGAUCAAGUGCUCAAGUGUCAUCAGUGUAGUGCUGACGAUGCAACUAACGAAUGUUUCAAAGAACAAACUGCCACGGAAUUGAAGAAUUGUGAAAAACAACUUCUUUACAAUGAAGCCGAAUAUUGUUAUACCCAAAUCAGUGGUGAUAAAAUUCAACGUGGUUGUCUACAUGAUAAUGCAGAUCUUACCGUUGACAAAUGUACAGAUAGCAACAACUGCAAGAAAUGCAACAGUUCCAAUGGUUGCAAUAAUAGCCAAGAGAAAGCACCAGAGUUCACUUGUAUCGUGUGUCGCAGUGAUUUGAAUGAAAAGUGUUGGAAUGAUGCAACAAGUGUACCGGAACAAAAGUGUCGUGUUAACCCUAGUUGCCAAGAAGGUUGUUUUCAUGGUAUUUGGAACGGUGUUGCUAUUCGUGGUUGUAUGGUCGAUGCCAGUUUACAAAAUCAGGCAAUCUGUAAAGAUGAAAAGAAUCUUCAAUGUAAUGCUUGUUAUAAGAAGAACUGCAAUACGUUGAAGUCAUCUGGUAAUAAAAUCGGUUUACAAUUUGCUGUAUUGCUAAUUGUUUUGACUACAUUGUGGAACUUGAAAUAAAAUCCCUACAAAUAUUUUAUA
This is a messenger RNA of Lucilia sericata (common green bottle fly), 1487 nucleotides long. RefSeq lists its product as uncharacterized. Lineage: Eukaryota; Metazoa; Arthropoda; Insecta; Diptera; Calliphoridae. The record is from RefSeq and is a predicted model, not a curated record.